Trichoplusia ni (cabbage looper) is the source of this 1571-nucleotide messenger RNA. RefSeq names its product polymerase delta-interacting protein 2 (gene POLDIP2). The coding region runs from base 270 to 1349 and encodes 359 amino acids. Gene Ontology annotation, molecular function: DNA binding. NCBI's taxonomy places the organism in Eukaryota, Metazoa, Arthropoda, Insecta, Lepidoptera, Noctuidae. Gene Ontology annotation, cellular component: mitochondrial nucleoid; nucleus. The transcript has 7 exons. The record is from RefSeq and is a predicted model, not a curated record. Gene Ontology annotation, biological process: error-free translesion synthesis.
UCAUUUGUCGAUAGAAAAUAAUUUCAGACGUGUACUAUGGCCUGAGACAUAAAUCGCGCCUUUAUUUUAUUAUUUCUAAUUGUUGUAUGUUUUGUUUGUCCUUAAAUCGUUUUGUGUAUAAACAAAUCAAUAACGUAAUGUGAAAACGCGGUUAAUUAUUUUUCAUUGAUCUUCAAUAUCAUUGUGUCUUUGACUCAAUUGUCAAUUGCCAAUGUUACCUGUCAAACAAAAAUAGGAAAAAAAUAUACAAAUUGCAUUAAAAUGAGAAAAUGGAGAUAUUGUUGAGAUUUGUACCAACAAGUCAGCUAAAAUUGACUGCAUCUAGAAUCCUUUUAAGUCAUGUAGCUCAUUUUACCAGAUUAGCCGAAGUUGGAAAACUCGAAACUCCUAAGUCAACAGGCAAAUAUGACACAGGCCAGUUAAUUUUGCAUAAAGUAUUUGGUUACCGCGGUGUCAUUUUGUUUCCCUGGCUGGCACGAGUGUACGAUAGAGAUGCGUCCAACAAGAAGGAGAGCAAGGAGUCCGCCGCCUCGUCGGAGGCGGCUGGAGACUCCCUCUCGAACGUUGGAAAAGAAGUCAAGGGGAGGACUCACACAUUUUAUCAAGUCCUAAUUGACACAAGAGAUGCUCCAUACAUAACUGUGCAAACACACAUCGACAUGAGACCUGAAUGGAAAAGAAAGCGGGCUCAAACAGAGGCGGUGACUUUCCUUGGCAACCAGGAAUCCAGUAGAAGUCUAUAUGCCAUACCGGGCCUGGACUACGUGGCUCAUGACGACAUUAUCCCAUACACAUCUGUAGAACGAGUCCCAUUGCAACAUGAAUUAUUUGACAAAUUUCUUAUGCAUAACCCUGACAAAGAUCCGCCGUUCAUUGCCCAAGAAACUCUGCGCGCCUGGCAAAAGAAGAACCAUCCUUGGUUAGAAUUGAGCGACGUCCACAGGGAGACUACAGAUGGCGUUCGAGUUACUGUGAUACCAUUCUACAUGGGCAGCCGUGAGUCGCAAAACUCAGCUGUCUAUUGGUGGCGCUACUGCAUCCGGCUGGAGAACCUGGGCGCGCAGGCGGUGCAGCUGCGCGAGCGGCACUGGCGCAUCUUCUCGCUGAGCGGCACGCUGGAGACCGUGCGCGGCCGCGGCGUGGUCGGCCAGGAGCCCGUGCUGGCCCGCCACUCGCCCGCCUUCCAGUACAGCAGCCACGUCAGCCUGCAGGCGCCCAGCGGACACAUGUGGGGCACAUUUAGGAUGGAGCGUGAGGACGGCUACACGUUCGACUGCCGCAUCCCUCCGUUCUCCCUGGAGAGCAAGCCGGACGACGGCGCGCCCGCCGCCCCCACGCCCGCCGCGUGAUCACCACUCCAUGUGACGAAUAUACUGAUACUUUGUGAUGUUCAACCGACUGUCUCAGCCAUCGCUAACGACGACGGACGAUACACGUUAGCAUUAUUUAUUAUUUUGAUGAGCGUAGUCUAAAAUUCCUCUUAAAUAUUCAUAACAUCUCUAAUUUUGUAAAGAAGAAAUUCCUUAGUUGUUUUAAAGAUAAUUCCUAGAUCUGUAAUAAAUUACAGUAUU